AUAUAAUAAUUACAUUACUUAUGAAUUUUUUUCUCAAAAACAGAUUUUACUUUACACCUUAUAUUGUUCUAAGAAAUGAAAUAAUUAAUGAAAAUAAUGCCAAUGAAAUUCAAAAUCAAUUAGAAAAAAUCAUGCACAAAGUUGAUGUAUAUAUGAAAGAUUUGAAAAAAUGGAAUAGUUAUCUUAAAUUAAUAAGAACAAUUUGUAAAAUUCAAAAUUUCAAAGUUUCAUCUUAUAAUCAUUUAAUUGAUUCUAAAAUUUCGAAUCUUAUUUGUGGUACUGAAACACAUUUUGAAAUAUACAAUGCUAGUAGGAAUGACUGCAAUAAAAUUGACAUAGGAUUUUUUAAGAGCGAUUAUAUUACAGAAUAUAAUUUAGAGGAGAUAUUAAAAGAAGAACCUGAUACAAAUGAUACCCUUAAAAUUCAAACUGGUAAACCGUUCUAUAUGGUCCAUUAUUUGCCAUACAACAUGUAAAGUGAUAUUAUUAAAAUUAUUUUAAUACUAAAUAUUGUAUAAUGUCUUGCCUAUUUGCAAAAUUAAAAUUUUUUUGGUAUACAGUAUACAAAGUGAUUCUUUUCAUAUUAAUCACUCGAUUUUUUUAAAAAUAAUAAUUAUAUUACAAAAAUUAUUUUUAGUACUUUUUAAUUAUAUAUAUUUUUAAUUUAAAAUUAAUCUUAAUAUAUCUACUAUAACUUAUAUAAUUUUAACUUAAUUUUUUAAAUGGCAACAUACACACUUGGUUACAAAAUAAAAUAAAUAAUAUAAUUAAGUAAAUUCUUAAGUAAUAACAUAUUUUGACAAAUUAUUUCAGAAGUUUUAAAAUUAGAUUUAACAUUUUAAAAUAUAGUUAUUAUAAGACAUUUCUCGACCUUAUGAUUCCUCUCCCCAAGAUAAAAAAAUGUUAAUGACAUUCAAAAUACUAGCACCAUUAUUGUACCUACCAUCCGAGUAGCAAUCGAGUUCAUACCAGGUUUAUUUAAUAUAUUAACAACGGUGCUGAACCCAGUUCAAACCCCGUUCAUAGCACAGUUCAAAGUGAGAUUUGAAUAUGGAUUUUGAACAUGGGGUGAACUGAGUUCUUCGGUUCAGCUAUAAAACGCUCGAUAACAGUUCAAUAAUCGUUCAUUGGUUCAAUAAAAGCGUGUUCUACGACCGUUUACUAAGCGUUCAUUAGUUCAUUAGCAGUUACGGUAUUUAAAAUCAAAUUUAUAGGUUUUGUAAAUAUUCAAAAAUUUUAUAAUUUUAAAAUAAUUUAUUGUAUUACUAUAUACACAAUGUAU
Molecule: messenger RNA, 1282 nt
Organism: Daktulosphaira vitifoliae (grape phylloxera)
Lineage: Eukaryota; Metazoa; Arthropoda; Insecta; Hemiptera; Phylloxeridae
Exons: 2
Coding region: 21-476 (151 amino acids)
Source: RefSeq, a predicted model, not a curated record